Molecule: messenger RNA, 1681 nt
Organism: Phaedon cochleariae (mustard beetle)
Lineage: Eukaryota; Metazoa; Arthropoda; Insecta; Coleoptera; Chrysomelidae
Source: the annotation of a GenBank genome assembly
UCUUGGACUAUAACAGGUGUUUAUUACAGUGAAACAAAAUUCACUUUGAAUGUCAACCAUCUAAAUGUCAGUAUGUUCAAAUCAUCAUUUGGUCAAUAAGUCUCAAACAAAUUUUGGAGAUGAUUGUCCUGUAUUAAUAAAGUGAAAUAGAAAAUUUCAUAGUUAACUAGCUCUCAAAAAACCCACCAUUUCCAUCAUGAGGAUUCCACAUUCCAUCAACCCCAGCACUCUGGUUGAAUACAGUCCAUCCCCUGAAAGCUUGGACCUCGUAGGGGAAGAUCAACGGAAGAUAAUUUCCGAGAACUUCGACUGGAACAAGGACCAUUGCCCCACGCUCAUCCAUUUCUGUUUGAAAGCUAUCGCGAAAAAUUUCGAGAAAAAACCCAUUUUCGACGAGCUACCCUGUGAAGACAAAGACCAACUUUUGGAAAUCAUCCCUACGGAUUUACCAUUGGAACAGGCCAUUCCCUUCAUCCAUGAUGAGUACUAUUGGAAGAGGCGAUACGAAGCUCAUUUCAAAACAAUCACACGAAGAAAACCAAAAUCGUGGACCUGGAAGAACCUCUACUUGGAGCGCCACCUGCAGAAAUUGGUAGAGGAGGCCCAACCCCAGUACUCGGACGAGGAGAACAUGGGGGACAUAUUGGACUUGUGUUCCCCCUAUGUGAGUAGGUUGAUAGUUACCCAACUGCAGCUUUGGCAACCACCGUUAAACAUGGACAAAGAGGACUACCCCGAAAUCUUUCCUGUGGAUCAUAUCAAUUUUCUUUACAUACUGAGAAAAUUGUGUACUGUGACUGAGUUUGACUUGGUUUUCGGUAUGAAUGAUGUCUCAGAGAAAUUCGACUGGAACAUGUUCAAGGUAACGGUGCUGGAUUGCCAGCGUUUAGGAAAAGCCUUGCUGGAACUGAAAAACCUAGAAAUUCUUAGAAUCCAUCGCAGCAGACUGGGAAACGAGCACUGUCAAGCGCUGAUGCAGAACCUGAUUAAAAACAAAUCGCUGCUGGAACUAGAUCUGUCCAAUUGCGAAAUAGGCGAUCAGGGUGCCUUGUGUGUUGCGAAAUUCUUGGCAGGCCAUCCAUCUUUAAAAAUACUCAAUUUGGCUAAUAAUCGUAUUGGCAAAAUCGGGGCCGAAGGUCUGGGUUUCACUCUUCUCCUUCCGAGUUGCGCCCAAAUCCACACGCUCGUUUUGAAGCUCAAUCCACUGGGCAAAGACGGCGCGAUGGGUAUCAUGCGGGGCAUAGUGCGGUGCUCCAUUCCCUUGGAGCUGUCCAUGGCUGGCUGCGAUCUGGAGGGCGAUACGCCCGUCAAAAUCGGACAGAUGAUCAGGAUCAACGACACCUUGGAGAAGCUCGAUUUGAGCAACAACUGGUUCGGAGCGGAUGGUGGGACGUAUGUGGUGGAAGCUUUGAAUGAGAAUUACACUUUGCAAUGGCUGGACAUGAGAGAAACCGACAUAACCUCAAACCAGCAGCAGACCAUAAAAUCGUAUCUCUUCAGGAAUCGGCGAUUGAAAGCCCAGGAGGACAAGUCGACUAGCAGAAGCUGCAUGAAUGAAGAAAGUUUCGUGACCGAUAUUAUUUACAGAAAAAGCGAACAAAAACCAUACAUUCUCUCUGCCUUUGACGAAUAAUAUACAUAACAUUAUGUAAUACAUAAGUAGUGUCUGAUAAUUAAUAUG